Lepidothrix coronata (blue-crowned manakin) is the source of this 1912-nucleotide messenger RNA. It is a transcript of the gene CLVS1, whose product is annotated as clavesin 1. Gene Ontology annotation, molecular function: phosphatidylinositol bisphosphate binding. Lineage: Eukaryota; Metazoa; Chordata; Aves; Passeriformes; Pipridae. The record is from RefSeq and is a predicted model, not a curated record. The transcript has 6 exons. The coding region runs from base 407 to 1405 and encodes 332 amino acids. Gene Ontology annotation, cellular component: membrane.
GCCCCGUGGAGCUGGCGCUCGCUCAUUCAGUUUUCUAGAGAGAUCUGAGCCGGAACCCGGGAGCCGGGAGAUCUUUCUCGCCCACCCAUCUCAGCAGCAAGGACAUCUACAGGGGGAAAAACCCACCCCACGCAGCCCCCCGCCGCCCCACGGCAGCUGCUGGCGCUGUGCAGUAGGUGAUGGAAUAAACAACACUUUCCUUUGGAUGGAUUAUACUACAUGUGAACUGCCUGUUACUCUUUCCACAAGAAUAAGAAAAGCCCUUUGCUUUCAUUUGUUAAAUAUCAGCUUGAUGGGAAAAAGCAUCUGAAUGGCUCACACUCACAGCAGACCAUCACUUGAAUGGGAUCAGCACCUCUACUAAAGCAUCUGAAUUUAAGGAUUUGGAAAAGAGGUUUUUGCAGAGAUGACCCACUUACAAGCUGGACUUAGUCCAGAGACUAUAGAGAAAGCCCGCCUGGAACUGAAUGAAAACCCAGACAUUUUGCAUCAGGAUAUCCAGCAAGUCAGGGACAUGAUCAUCACGAGGCCUGACAUUGGGUUUUUACGUACAGAUGAUGCCUUCAUCUUGAGAUUUCUCCGAGCCAGAAAGUUUCACCAAACUGAGGCCUUCAGACUGCUGGCUCAGUACUUCCAGUACCGCCAAUUAAACCUGGAUAUGUUCAAAAACUUCAAGGCUGAUGAUCCAGGAAUCAAACGGGCUCUGACAGAUGGGUUCCCAGGAGUACUGGAAAAUCGUGACCACUGUGGCAGGAAGAUUCUUCUGCUUUUUGCAGCCAACUGGGAUCAGAGUAGGAACUCCUUCAUAGAUAUCCUUCGGGCUAUUCUACUUUCCUUAGAAGUGCUCAUCGAAGAUCAGGAGCUUCAGAUAAAUGGCUUCAUUCUAAUUAUAGACUGGAGCAACUUCUCUUUCAAGCAAGCCUCCAAGCUUACACCAUCUAUCCUCAAACUGGCCAUUGAAGGGUUACAGGACAGCUUUCCUGCACGUUUUGGAGGAGUCCAUUUUGUCAAUCAGCCCUGGUACAUCCAUGCCCUGUACACGCUAAUCAAACCGUUUCUCAAAGACAAGACAAGGAAAAGGAUCUUUCUUCAUGGUAACAACCUGAACAGUCUUCACCAGCUAAUACAUCCUGAAUGCCUGCCCUCUGAAUUCGGGGGGACUCUUCCUCCCUACGACAUGGGCACAUGGGCUCGAACGUUACUUGGUCCCGACUACAGCGACGAAAACGAGUACACCCACACCUCCUACAAUGCCAUGCACGUGAAGCACGCGUCCUCCAACCUGGAGCGGGAGGCCUCACCCAAACCCAUGAAAAGGUCCCAGUCCGUGGUGGAAGCUGGCACACUGAAACACGAAGACCCGGGGGAAAGCGAGAACACCCAACCACUGCUGGCUCUGGACUGAGGUCCCACAUGCCCAACAGACACAGAUCCAUGAACAGACUUCCACCGUACCAGAGACCCACAGAGCACACCACACACAGACACAUGCACACACACAUGUGUUUUGCUUGAUGGCAAGUCCUUCAUGUUUCCUGACCAAGUAACAACCGUCACCAGCCAUCCGUCCGUGCGGCCGACGCUGAACAAAAACUGAGAAAUUUCUAUUGACACAGGAAUCUGUCCAUAUACAAAGAAUUUCUUUUUUUUUUUUUUUUUGAGUUAUGACAUUAAAAUAUUGGAAAUAGUGGAACUGCAUUCUCUGUUUAAAGAAACCAGGGUAUGUCAGUAGUUUUCCUGAAGACUUCAUCAGGGAUGUUCAUUUUAUAGAAGCUAAGGAGUUGAGUUUUAAAGAAAAGCAUCUCGAAUUUAAACUUUGCACUGUAAUCAGUAAGUGUAAUCUGCAUCAGAGGGCAGAAUCAUCAUUUACACAGUAUUUGAGUUUUACAGAAGGAUUUUGCAUUUAAAAAAA